Messenger RNA from Xylona heveae TC161, 1329 nucleotides. RefSeq names its product DNA repair protein Nse1. Gene Ontology annotation, biological process: DNA damage tolerance; double-strand break repair via homologous recombination. The transcript is spliced from 3 exons. The coding region runs from base 116 to 1096 and encodes 326 amino acids. The record is from RefSeq and is a predicted model, not a curated record. Gene Ontology annotation, cellular component: nucleus; Smc5-Smc6 complex. Gene Ontology annotation, molecular function: ubiquitin-protein transferase activity. Lineage: Eukaryota; Fungi; Ascomycota; Xylonomycetes; Xylonales; Xylonaceae.
CGUGUAUAUUGAAGGUUCUCGCUUGUCGCGUGCCACCCGCUGAGACGCGUUCGGCCUCAAAACUGCCUUUGAGUUGAAUUUGACGGGAACCAUACCAGCUUGCUCAUAUAACCCCAUGAUGUCGGACGAGACAAGUGGCCAGUAUAACGAUGGCAAUCGUGCCUUUUUACAAGCAUUCCUGGCGAGAGGAGUGCUCACCCUGGCAGAGGCCAAGCCUGUACUCGCAGCCAUCUUCACGGUGCAUGAGGACCGUGAGACACUUCCCGAGGAUGUCACUGAGGCAGACUUCAACAGCUAUAUCGCUGCGGCCAAUUAUGCUAUUUCUCCAUUUGAUUUCGAGAUUCGCAGCACCCUGUCCCAGAUAGACCGCACAAGGAUCUUCGCCUUGGUCAACACUACCUCUGAUCCGAUGACACAGUUGGCAACUACGUACAAUGCAGACGAAAUAUCCUAUCUAAAGCGCAUCCUCGAUGCUAUGUUUGAGACUUUUAAUACUCCCAGGAGAGAAAUCAUGGCCAUCACGUCAAUGCAGGCGUUGCAGCUCAACAAGGUCCCAACUGACAGAGCACGUCGGGAGUCGCAAAAUGGAAAUGCAACGCAAGGUAGCAGCGGCCAAAGCUUGACAAUGUUACAAGCAGAGAAGAUGCUAAAGCAACUCGUGGCUGAAGGCUGGUUUGAGAAGAGCGUUGCUGGAUUCUAUUCAUUGAGCCCAAGAGCGCUCAUUGAAUUAAGAGGGUGGCUCAUGGAGACAUAUAAUGAUGUUGGGGAAGAAGAUGAUGAAGGCGGCGAGCCCAGUCAGCGAAUAAAAACAUGCUUUGCUUGCAAAGAUAUUGUCACAGUGGGGCAACGCUGCUCGGAACGCUCUUGUCCUGUGCGAUUACAUGACAUAUGCACGCAAAAUUUCUUCAGGGCUCAACAAGCGACAAAUUGCCCUCAGUGCAAACGUGAAUGGACGGGCAACAACUAUGUGGGCGAGAGAGCAGUUACAACAACAGAAGAAUACAUGCGGGGUCGGAGGAGGAGUGGACCUGCAGCACAAGCUCAACCUAGUACACAGCGUGUUGGAGAGUCUGAAGAUGACGAAGAAGAGGAAUAAGUGGGGACUAUGCGUUUUAUUCUAAUACCAUGGGCAUUGUCAACCGGGGCACUGGCGUUCAGGAUCGCAGCUGGCAUAAUCAUUCAUGAAUCUGGAGACUGGGAUGAAAGAAUUAAGUAGAGAUGUACUUGUCGACUAGAUCAUACAUGAUAAUUUUUUGUAGCGCGAGGUGCAACUUCUUUUCAGUUCAAGGCUUUGUUUCACUCUGUUUCUUAGAAACUUUUCACCAUCAC